AUUCUUACUGCCCUAUAAUAACCCCAAAGAAAUAGACACGUCAUGUCAGUGAGCGGAUGAAUACGACUGCGCAUGCGCCGCUCACCCUUCACAAACUCGCCGAGCAGGGGAACCGAAAGAAGAUGAGGGUGCUGUGUGUGUUUGCUUUGCUUGCCUCGCUGGCUCUGGCAGUGACGGGGGAGGAAGGAGCUCGUCUGCUGGCCUCCAAGUCCCUGCUGAACCGCUACGCCGUGGAGGGCCGAGACCUCACGCUGCAGUACAACAUCUAUAAUGUGGGCACCAGUGCUGCGCUGGAAGUGGAGCUCUCUGACGACUCGUUCCCUCCGGAGGAUUUUGGCAUCGUCUCUGGGAUGCUUAACGUGAAGUGGGAUCGCAUCGCCCCCGCCAGUAACGUGUCUCAUACUGUAGUUCUGCGCCCUCUAAAGGCCGGUUACUUCAACUUCACCUCAGCCACCGUCAGCUAUUUGGCACAAGAAGGCGGGCAGGUCGUGGUUGGCUACACCAGCGCUCCUGGUCAGGGAGGCAUUCUGGCCCAGAGGGAGUUUGACAGACGCUUUUCUCCACAUUAUCUGGACUGGGCAGCUUUUGGUGUAAUGACUCUGCCCUCCAUCGGCAUCCCGCUGCUCCUAUGGUACUCCAGCAAGAGGAAAUACGACUCUCCCAAAAGCAAGAAGAACUAAAGGAGAAGUUUACUGUUAAAGCAUUAAAAAGGGGGUCAUGGAUUGGGACAGAAAUGUUUUUUCUGAGUUUCAGUAAUUUUAUUACCCAUAUUGGGGUAACAUGACUAAGUAUGCAAGUUUGGACAGGCUGUAUUUCUUUUUUUUUUUCCCACCCGUGCCAGCGCAUGACUGAAGUCACCUUUCCAUCUUCAACUUCAACUCAUCUUCAACUGCCAUCCCAGGCUCGAGCAAUCUAUUCCUCCUUCUUUUUUUUGUAAUUAAGUGUUAAGACAAAUUGGGUCAUUAUUGUCUUUUUUCUCCAGUGGGAACAAAUAAAAGUGGGUUUUUACAAAAACAUA
Messenger RNA from Hemibagrus wyckioides, 1018 nucleotides. It is a transcript of the gene ssr2, whose product is annotated as signal sequence receptor, beta. The transcript is spliced from 6 exons. The record is from RefSeq and is a predicted model, not a curated record. Bases 57 to 680 code for a protein of 207 amino acids. Gene Ontology annotation, cellular component: endoplasmic reticulum; membrane. NCBI's taxonomy places the organism in Eukaryota, Metazoa, Chordata, Actinopteri, Siluriformes, Bagridae.